This is a messenger RNA of Chrysochloris asiatica (Cape golden mole), 2523 nucleotides long. RefSeq names its product ATPase, H+ transporting, lysosomal V0 subunit a4 (gene ATP6V0A4). The record is from RefSeq and is a predicted model, not a curated record. Gene Ontology annotation, cellular component: vacuolar proton-transporting V-type ATPase complex; vacuolar proton-transporting V-type ATPase, V0 domain; plasma membrane. Bases 1 to 2523 code for a protein of 840 amino acids. Gene Ontology annotation, molecular function: proton-transporting ATPase activity, rotational mechanism; ATPase binding. Lineage: Eukaryota; Metazoa; Chordata; Mammalia; Afrosoricida; Chrysochloridae. Gene Ontology annotation, biological process: proton transmembrane transport; vacuolar acidification. The transcript has 20 exons.
AUGGCGUCUGUAUUUCGAAGCGAGGAGAUGUGUUUGUCCCAGCUGUUUCUCCAGGUGGAGGCUGCGUACUGCUGUGUGGCUGAGCUUGGAGAACUGGACUUGGUUCAGUUCAAAGAUCUGAACGUGAAUGUCAACAGCUUCCAAAGGAAAUUUGUGAAUGAAGUCAGAAGGUGUGAAUCGCUGGAGAGAAUCCUCCGUUUUCUAGAAGAUGAGAUGAAAAAUGAGGUUGUGAUUCAAGUGCCUGAGAAGUAUCCUCCGUCCCCUCUCCCUCGGGAGAUGAUAACCCUAGAGACUAUUCUGGAAAAACUAGAAAAGGAGUUACAGGAAGCCAACAACAACCAGCAAGAUUUAAAGAAAAGUUUCUUAAAACUGACGGAACUCAAACAUCUGCUGAAGAAAACCCAGGACUUCUUUGAGACAGAAGCUAACCUCACGGAUGAUUUCUUCACUGAAGACACGUCAGGGCUCCUGGAGUUACGGACUUCGCCCUCUUCAAUGCCCGGGAAGCUGGGGUUCACGGCCGGAGUGAUAGGCAGGGAGAGGAUGGCUGCCUUUGAGAGGCUGUUGUGGCGAGUCUGCCGUGGAAACAUCUACUUCAGAUUCUCCGAGAUGGACAUGUUCUUGGAGGAUCCUGUCACGAAAGAAGAUAUUAAUAAGUACAUAUUCAUCAUAUUUUAUCAAGGCGAGCAGCUUAGGCAGAAGAUCCGGAAGAUCUGUGAUGGGUUCCGAGCCACCAUCUACCCCUGCCCAGAACCUGCGGCUGAGCGCAAGGACAUGUUAGCUGAAGUCAACGUGAGGCUGGAAGAUUUAAACAUCGUGAUCACGCAGACUGAGUCCCACCGUCAGCGCCUGCUGCAGGAGGCGGCUGCCAACUGGCACACGUGGGCCAUCCAAGUGCAGAAGAUGAAGGCCAUUUACCACACCUUGAACCUGUGCAACAUCGAUGUCACUCAGCAGUGCCUCAUCGCUGAGAUCUGGUUCCCCGUGGUGGACACCGCGCGCAUCCAGAGGGCCUUAGAGCAGGGCACGGAACAAAGUGGCUCGGCCAUGGCUCCCAUCCUGACCACAGUGCAGUCUAAAACAGCCCCUCCAACAUUUAACAGGACCAAUAAGUUCACAGCUGGCUUCCAGAACAUUGUAGAUGCCUAUGGUGUAGGCAACUACCGGGAGAUGAACCCAGCCCCCUACACCAUCAUCACCUUCCCCUUCCUGUUCGCGGUGAUGUUUGGGGACUGUGGACACGGGGCAGUGAUGCUGUUGGCUGCCCUGUGGAUGGUUCUGAACGAGAGGACCUGGCUUUCUCAGAAGUCCAACAAUGAGAUUUGGAACACCUUUUUCCAUGGCCGCUACCUCAUCUUACUCAUGGGCAUCUUCUCCAUCUACACGGGUCUCAUUUACAACGACUGCUUCUCCAAAUCCUUCAACAUCUUCGGUUCUUCGUGGAGCGUCCGACCCAUGUUCAGAAACGGCACUUGGACUGACCACAUAGUGGAGACCAACCCCUUCUUACAGCUGGACCCGGCUGUGCCAGGAGUGUAUUCUGGAAACCCCUACCCAUUUGGGAUUGAUCCGAUUUGGAACUUAGCAUCAAACAAGCUCACCUUCUUGAAUUCCUAUAAAAUGAAGAUGUCAGUCAUCCUGGGAAUUGUCCAGAUGGUGUUCGGGGUGGUUCUCAGCCUCUUCAAUCACAUCUACUUCAGAAAACUGAUCAACGUCACGCUGCAGUUCAUUCCCGAGAUGAUUUUUAUCAUCUGUCUGUUUGGAUACCUGGUUUUCAUGAUCAUUUUCAAAUGGUGCCAGUAUGAUGUGCACGUGUCGCAGCGCGCCCCCAGCAUCCUCAUCCACUUCAUCAACAUGUUCCUGUUUAACUACGAUGAUCCUUCCAACAGGCCCCUGUACGAAUAUCAGCAAGAAGUCCAGAGUUUCUUUGUAGUCAUGGCUCUGAUCUCUGUGCCCUGGAUGCUGCUGAUUAAACCCUUCAUCCUCAGAGCUAACCAUCGGAGAGCCCAGCUGCAGGCAUCCCUGGUCCAAGGAGAUUCCACAGAAAGCAUGGAAGGUGGUAACUCACACCACUCUAUCAGUCCUGCUAAGAAGUCUUAUACAGUUAGCCAUGGAACCCAGGAUGACCACGAGGAAGAGUUCAAUUUUGGAGACGUCUUUGUCCACCAGGCCAUCCACACCAUCGAAUACUGCCUGGGCUGCAUCUCCAACACGGCCUCGUACCUGCGCCUCUGGGCCUUGAGCCUGGCCCAUGCCCAACUCUCUGAAGUGCUCUGGACCAUGGUGAUGAACAUUGGUCUUCGCCAGCGAGGCUGGGGAGGCCUCAUUGGGGUCUUCAUCAUUUUCGCCAUCUUUGCCGUCCUGACUGUCGCCAUCCUCCUAAUCAUGGAGGGUCUCUCAGCUUUCCUGCAUGCACUGCGUCUUCACUGGGUGGAGUUCCAGAACAAGUUCUACGUUGGGGCUGGUUACAAGUUUUCUCCAUUCUCCUUUAAACACAUCCUGGAUGGGACGGCUGAGGAGUAG